Aegilops tauschii subsp. strangulata is the source of this 852-nucleotide messenger RNA. The record is from RefSeq and is a predicted model, not a curated record. NCBI's taxonomy places the organism in Eukaryota, Viridiplantae, Streptophyta, Magnoliopsida, Poales, Poaceae.
AUGAAGGAAUCCGGUGUAAUUAAUGAAAAAAAUAUUGAGGAAUCAAAGGUAGCUCUAGUCUAUGGCCAAAUGAAUGAACCACCGGGAGCUCGUAUGAGAGUUGGUUUAACUGCCCUAACUAUGGCGGAAUAUUUUCGAGAUGUUAAUAAGCAAGACGUGCUUUUAUUUAUCGAUAAUAUCUUUCGUUUUGUUCAAGCAGGAUCAGAGGUAUCCGCUUUAUUUGGGAGAAUGCCCUCCGCAGUGGGUUAUCAACCUACUCUUAGUACAGAAAUGGGUUCUUUGCAAGAAAGAAUUGUUUCUACUGAAAAGGGAUCUAUAACUUUGAUUCAAGAAGUUUAUGUACCUGCACACGAUUUGACCGACCCUGCCCCUGCCACAACAUUUGCACAUUUGGAUGCUACUACCGUACUUUCCAGAGGAUUAGCUUCCAAGGGUAUUUAUACAGCAGUAGAUCCUUUAGAUUCAACCUCGACUAUGUUACAGCCUCUGAUCGUUGGCAACGAACAUUAUGAAACUGCGCAAAGAGUUAAGGAAAGUUUACAACGUUACAAAGAACUUCAGGACAUUAUCGCAAUUCUUGGCUUGGAUGAAUUAUCGGAAGAGGAUCAUUUAACUGUAGCAAGAGCAAGAAAAAUUGAGCGUUUCUUAUCACAACCGUUCUUUGUGGCAGAAGUUUUUACUGGUUCUCCAGGAAAGUAUGUUGCUCUUGCGGAAACUAUUAGGGGAUUUCAACUAAUACUUUCCGGAGAAUUAGACGGCCUACCUGAACAGGUUGUUUAUUUGGUGGGUAACAUCGAUAAAGCUAGCACGAAAGCUAUAACCUUAGAAGAGUUGAACAAAUUGCAGAAAUAA